AUGGCUGUCCGGAGUGUCGGCGCGUUGCUCUUACUGCCAUUCUUCGCUUCUGUCGCGUCUGCCAUCGUGCGCAAUGGCAAAGUCGGUGCCAACAUUCCGCGCAUGCAGCUCGUCAAGAAGGUCGAUCUCCCGCACGUAGGCCCCGUCGUCGAUCGCAACGGCACCGAGAUUCCACCAUACAACACGACCUACUACUUCGAGCAGUUGAUUGAUCACAACAACCCGAGCCUGGGCACGUUCUCGCAGCGAUACUGGCACACGUGGGAGUUCUACGAGCCUGGUGGUCCUAUCAUUAUCACUACACCUGGAGAGCAAGACGCCGAUGGCUUCGAGGGGUACCUGACGAACUUAACGAUCAUGGGACAAAUUGCCCAAGAGCAAAACGGAGCUACCAUCGUGCUCGAGCAUCGUUAUUACGGCUAUUCCAAUCCUUAUAAUAAUUUGUCUGUCGCGAGCCUCAAGUAUCACACGAUCCAGCAGGCGAUCGACGACUUCGACUAUUUUGCUUACAAUGUGAAGCUCGCCAUGCCUAGAGGUGACCAUGUCACGCCUGCAAAAGCGCCAUGGAUCCUGGUCGGGGGCAGCUAUGCGGGUGCUCUGACCAGCUUCACUAAAGUCAACAAACCCGACCUGUUUUGGGCGGCAUGGUCCUCCUCUGGUGUGGUUGAGAGCAUUAUUAACUACUGGGGUUACUUCGACAUCAUCCGGCAGUACAUGCCCGCGAACUGCUCUGCGGAUGUUCAGGCGAUCGUUGGCUACUUCGACGGCAUCGUCGCCAAGAACGACACGUCUGCGAUCGACGCUCUCAAGGCGACGUUCAACAUGACCGCGCUAACGCACCUAGACGACGUUGGGGGUGCAUUGGCAGACCCUCUAUACUCAUGGCAGGAUCUCCAGCCUAGCAGCGAGCUCAGUGAUAACGCAUUCUUCGAAUUCUGCGACGCACUGGAAGUAAAGGAUGGAGAGAAUGCGCCGCCGCAAGGUUGGGGUCUCGAGCACGCGCUGCAGGCGUAUGGUUCGUGGUGGACGAGCACCUAUUAUGAGACAAUCUGCCCCGGACAGGGUGUGGUGGAAUGUCUGGGCUCGUAUGAUCCUACGCAAGACAUCUAUACUGACAUAUCUAUCAACAAUGCCGAGCGCUCGUGGUUAUGGAUCGUCUGCAACGAGAUGGGCUUCUACCAAGACGGCGCGCCUGAUGGCAUACCCACCAUCGCUUCGCGGCUUAUCCAGCCCAUCUACGAAGAGCGCCAGUGCACAUACUACUUCCCAGAAGCAUUCAGCACGCCGCCCACGCCGCAAGUCAACGCGACCAACGCGGCCUAUCAUGGUUGGGACGUGCAGUCAGAGCGGCUCUUCUUCGGCAACGGCUUGCGCGACCCGUGGAGGGACGCGACUGUCUCUGCAGAUGGUCGGGGGAAGCGGAGCACGCCGCGGCAGCCGAUUGCGGUGGGUGAUGGCUUCCACUGCUCUGAGAUGUACACGGCGAAUGCGGAGGUCGACCCGACCAUUGCCCUCGUGCAGGCGGAGGGGCGUAAGGCCAUGCACAAAUGGCUGAAAUCUUGGAAGGCUCCGACCCCGUCCUCAUAA
Molecule: messenger RNA, 1587 nt
Organism: Postia placenta MAD-698-R-SB12
Lineage: Eukaryota; Fungi; Basidiomycota; Agaricomycetes; Polyporales; Adustoporiaceae
Exons: 11
Coding region: 1-1587 (528 amino acids)
Biological process (GO): proteolysis
Molecular function (GO): dipeptidyl-peptidase activity; serine-type exopeptidase activity
Source: RefSeq, a predicted model, not a curated record